UUUCAGUCAUACAGAUUCAUUCACCGUCGGCACGCGCGUCGACUACGAACACGGUGCGUACCUAUCGGUCGACUAACUGUUACUUGUAUUGUAAUUUGUAGGUGAAUAAAAAAUAGUAUUAAAUUCAUAGAAUAAAAGUAUUGCCCGUGUUCAAAUGAUAAUAGUAAUAAUAAAAAAUAGUCUAGGUAAAUGUAUAAAAGAACUUGUGUUUUAAGUUGUAAACAUCAUUCCGUGUAAAACCAAUCACGUUAAUUGAAACACGGAAUCCACAACGAACGCUGUAACACUGCCGCCGUGGUGAGCCAUCUCGUAUAUUAUUAAACGUUAAAUAACUAUCCACUACAACGCUUUCUUGUCAGCCCAUCUCGCGCGGUUUUUUUAAACUUAAACAGCCUUAGUACAACACCGACACAUCGUCGACCUAUGCCCGAACGAAACAUGAACUCGGACCGCACGUCUCCGCCGCCGUCGAAACUUCCGUCUCCCGCUACAAGUUCAUCGGUGCAAGUCACCAACAGGGCCAAACGGCCGAACGCGUUGCAAACGUCGAAUACCGGAUACAAAGGUAGCGACGAUCACAGAGUCGACCAAAGGGACGCCGCACUGUUGCUGUCUCCGUUGUGCGAUGAGGCGCUCCUGUCUACCGACUCCGACGGAGUUGCCAUCAAUGUCGAAUACCCUGUACAGGCCAACGGUCAGCCGGUCGUAAUUCCGGUAACUAAACACAAUACGAGAAAGUCGCAUUUGACGUCACCAUCGAUCUACCGGAAGGCCAAACGAAGAGCGCUGUUCAAAAAUGGCGAAUGUAAUAUCGUCCUGGAAAACGUAUCGAAACUUCGGCGGCGCUACUUGCAGGACCUGUUCACCACACUGGUGGACGCGCGAUGGCGAUGGACUCUGUGCGUGUUUGUCAUGAGUUUUCUACUUAGUUGGCUCGCUUUCGGAAUAAUUUGGUACUUGAUCGCCUUCACUCAUGGUGAUCUGUCGCCCGAAAACAUCGACAACCCGGUAUGGUCGCCAUGCGUGAUCAACAUGAAAACGUUCAUGGCCAGCUUCUUGUUCAGCGUGGAGACGCAGCACACCACGGGGUAUGGUUACCGAAUGGUCACAGAAGAAUGCCACGAAGCUAUUGUGUUUUUCUGCUUCCAAAGUAUCGCCGGUUUAAUGAUCCAAGCGUUUAUGGUGGGUAUCGUAUUCUCGAAGAUGUCACGACCAAAACAACGCAGCCAAACGAUCAUGUUCAGCAAGAACGCGGUAAUAUGCCGAAGGGACGGGCAAUUGUGUUUCAUGUUCCGUGUUGGUGACAUGAGGGAAAAGUCACAUCUAAUUGGGACCACAAUCCAGACUAGACUCAUACGAUCUCGAGUGACACCAGAAGGAGAAACAUUAUCGCCGCAUGUGACGUGUUUAAAAAUAAGUAUAGACGACGAUGACGAACGUGUAUUUCUAAUGUGGCCAACCAUAGCCGUACAUGUGAUCGAUCAGGACAGUCCGCUGUACGGAAUGAGCGCGGCGGAUCUAUUAAAUGAAAAAUUUGAAGUGAUCGUAAUCCUGGAAGGCACCACUGAGUCGACGGGGCAGACUACGCAAGCACGGACAUCGUAUUUAUCAUCAGAAGUUCUAUGGGGACACAGGUUUCGACCGUUGGUCAAAUAUUGCAAGACGAAAUUGAUGUAUGAAGUAGACUACUCGCAGUUCCACGAUGUGUGCAAUGUUGAUACACCACUGUGUAGUGCCAAAGAUCUUGAAACAUACUUAAUGAUCAACGAACCGAAAAUUACAUAAUUUAUUGUGUAUUAAUAAAACCCAAAAAUACACAUUUUUUUGAAUUCCAA
Melanaphis sacchari is the source of this 1835-nucleotide messenger RNA. RefSeq names its product G protein-activated inward rectifier potassium channel 4-like. The coding region runs from base 424 to 1785 and encodes 453 amino acids. The transcript has 5 exons. The record is from RefSeq and is a predicted model, not a curated record. Lineage: Eukaryota; Metazoa; Arthropoda; Insecta; Hemiptera; Aphididae. Gene Ontology annotation, molecular function: inward rectifier potassium channel activity. Gene Ontology annotation, biological process: regulation of monoatomic ion transmembrane transport; potassium ion import across plasma membrane. Gene Ontology annotation, cellular component: plasma membrane.